AUGGCUUCGUCCGGUCGGUCGUCGCGUUGGGACGAGCUUCCAGAUGAGAUCGUGCUCCAGAUUCUAAGCUAUCUGGAUCCCUUGCACAUCACCAGAUUGCAGCUUGUAUCGCGGAAGCUGCAGAAGCUUUGUCUCGAUGAUGAGCUGUGGAAGCGUCGCUGUUUCGAAGAAUCGCCGUGCGAAUCCGAAGACCAGCCCCGAGAUGGAACGGCAUUGGGGAACCUAGAGGCCUCCGGAAGCACCAGCGCUGAUGGUCCAAAGACUAUCGUAGAUGGAGAGAAGAGCAGCAUUGAACCGGGCAAGCCGCAACGAAGGAGUCAGCGAUGGCAGGAGCUCCAAGAUAUGGCAAACUGGGAUCCGACAUUCCCCAACGAACGAGUCUCCUGGUACAGCGAGUAUAUACAACGGAAUGGGCCGACUUGUGUCAACUGGCUGCAAACUCCUCGGAUCCGCGACCGAGGGUACGAGGCCAUGAUGGAGGCUCGUGGAUUGGAGCUCUAUUACCCAUACGACGGAAACGAUGGCGUAGGCGCAAUGCUUGCUGUAUCACCGCUCGACGACGGCUCCAUCUGUUUGUGGGACGUCAAAGGAACACGGGGCAAGGCCGGCUCUAUCCUUGCCACCAGCAAAUCCGACAUUCUUUUCAUCGAUGGUCCUGGAAGCAUAAACACUCGACGAUCCAAGAGAGUUGAUACAGGGGUCACGGAAUGCGUUAGCGUAGACAACCAUAGACAUCGUGCAUAUUUUGCUGUACAAAGCCAUUUGAUCGAAAUCGAUCUCGAACGACUGGAAGUCGUAAGCCGCGAAUCGUUCGAAUGGUCCAUCACGGCUCUUUCAAAAAUUCAAAAUGAUGUUCCUUUAACGGUGGGAACGUCUCUUGGAAUUCAUUUACAUGAUUUCCGUGCAAGAGCUAGGGUAACACACGCGGCCGUAGAGCAGGUGGACCAAAACGACAUCUUUAAAUCAAUAUUUGACCCGACACCGCUGCUUCCAUACGCGUCUCUUUCUCAACCCACGCCCGUCAGCAUAAUACAUCUGCCCCUACGCGGGUCACCGGACCUAGUAUCAAACGACAUUUACGUGGGUGGCAGAUUUUCAAACAUCCUGCACUAUGAUCGACGCAAGUUCCCUGUCAUUAUGGAUUCAAUCUACUCGGGGGCUACGAUCAACAGCAUGGCAGCAAUGCCUCACCCGUUCUCAUCGCUGGACAGCGAAGUACGACGGCACGGCGAGCUCAGCACAGAGCAGGUCACAAAAUCCAAGGCAAACGGCGAGGGCUGGACACUUGUUGCGGGGGGAACAUACAAAUCAAAGGGAUCCCUCGAGAUCUUUGGUCUCACCCAGGCCGUUGCAGAUCCAGUCGGUCGCGAGAUGAUGCAGAAUUCCACCAUGAAGAAUAGGCAAACUGCCGCGUCUGCCUCCAUCCUGUCAGUGGCCAACCACGGUACCAAGAUUGUCUUCUCAGAUGGAGCCGGCUCCAUCAAAUGGUUUGAGAGAGAUGGUCUGACAGAGUGCCGUCGACUGAGGAUUGGCCACUGCGAGGGCGACGAUGCCCCAUCGCUAUUCGCCUCAAUGAGUGCGGCUGGCGAGCUGGCGCGGAAAAUCGUGUCCACAAAGUCGAGAGAGGGUCCGGAUCGGCCCAAUGAUGAUAAUGUUUUGUUCUGGACAGGCGAGAGGCUGGGGCUCGUUAGCUUCACGCCGACGCCACUCUAUCAAUCCAAGGACUUUGAUGAGGAGCCGGACUUGGACACAGCGGCCGAAGAGGAGGAGAGACAGCGCUAUGCAGAGCAGAUGCGCGAGGCCCUGGAUCGGCAGGCAGAUGAGGUUAGAUUCAUGAAUACGUUUGGACAAGGAGGACUUAUGGAAUAA
Messenger RNA from Trichoderma breve, 1869 nucleotides. RefSeq names its product f-box-like domain-containing protein. Bases 1 to 1869 code for a protein of 622 amino acids. The record is from RefSeq and is a predicted model, not a curated record. The transcript has 4 exons. Gene Ontology annotation, molecular function: protein binding. NCBI's taxonomy places the organism in Eukaryota, Fungi, Ascomycota, Sordariomycetes, Hypocreales, Hypocreaceae. Gene Ontology annotation, biological process: protein polyubiquitination.